UGCCGUUAGCGUCACAUGCCUUUUGGUUUCUACCCGGAGCAGUCAACGCUACUCGUCCGCCGACACUCGAAAAAUGUUAUAAUGAGAAAUCAGUGAACGCACAAGAAGUAUGAGAGUUUCAACAACAAAUAGUAAAACGGUUCUAAACGAGUGCUUAACACUAAAAUUCAGAAUACUCGUUUGCCUAUUGAGCGUCCAAUGGCUCUUCGUAAAUUCUACUUUUGCAAUCAGUCCAGGAGAAGUCAAAGUAACUUUACCAUCUAGGAACGAGGCAACCAAUCCGUUAAAAGAACCAACGCCUAGUACUCUACAAGGAGCUUUUAUAAGCCAAAAUUCGUCGGAAUCCGGUAAUGGCAGUCCGACACCAUCCACAACAGACUUUGAUCCUCCGAAGUUGACUACAAACGCAUCCACUACAACGGUGAAGAUCACAACUAAAGUACCAGCGAAAACAAGUGUUGAGUACACAAGUACGGUGGUCACUCAAACUGGCGGUCAAGGUGUCACCUCAGAGGUUACAUUGGUCACGACCAAACCCUCGGGAAAUAUGUUCACCAUUAAAGGGACGCCCUUUGUCGAUUCAACCACUACGGAGUCUUCUGUUGGUGAUCCUACAGUCGAUGUUACUACGGUCGAGGCAACUACAGUCGAGUCGACCACGGUCGAAUCAAAGAGGGUCGACGAUGGUACUACCAUGGAGACACCAUCGCAAUUCGCAGGAGUGACGACGUCUAAAAAUGACUUUGACAGCAAGAGCUUAGCGAAAAUGCUAAAAAGUUGGUUUAACGUCAAGGGCGACGAUCAAGGAGACUACUACAAACUAACGAAAUAUUUGAAAAAUGCCAGUACCUCUAAGAGUUCUGGUAAAAAUGUAUUCGACCAAUGGGAUGAAGCAAGCGAGGAACAAGAACGAAUGCUCGAAGAAGCUAUGCGUAAUGGCGACCCCGAAAGUUCAGUGUUGGCGGCCGAUCAGAACACUCCAAGCCGGUGGUUUGUUCUCUUGUUAACGGGAAACUCGACUGUGGCGCAAAUGAGACGUACCGAUUUUGCAAAGUACCUUAAGUUGAAUCUGGCGGCCAGAUUGUCGGUCGAAUACAACGAGGUCCAGAUCAACCGCAUUUUAGUGGUUCCACCGCGGUUAAUGGUUAACGUCAGUGUGGUACCGAUAGAAAGAGCCGACGAUAAUAGAAUCGAAGAAGAUCCACUGCACAACCUGGUAGAAACAAACGCUACUUUAAUGGAAUUAUCCGGAGAAGAAUAUCGAGUGGAGAGAUUUAUGUCUCUAAAAUCGCACAAACCGCAAUCGCUUGAAGACAUGAACGGAAUCGUCAGCAACCGACACGGCGACAUCGACUCGUUCAUAUUCUUUACAGUGGGUCCACUUUGCGUUCUCAUUAUACUGAUAUUCGUUUUCUUGUCGUUGUACAAAUACAUCAGGAAACAUCCGGUUAAGUGGCCGUGGAAGCGGAAGAUUGUCAAGCCGUCGUUCAAGUCGCCAUGGUUGGCAGGUGGUCAGCGACACCAUCGUAUGGACGAGAGUGUGGCUGACGAAGGUUCCUCCGUUAACGUCAUCUACUCGGGCGAGUUUGAACAGAGCCAACAACAGCAGUUGUCAGGUUCGUGGCUGGACGACGCCAACUUCGUUCCAGACGACAGUCUCGAUCGAAUACGCACUCCGACGUUACUACAGCGACCGAGUCCGAAGAACAAGGCGUUUUCGGAUUUGUUGUGCGAAAACGGCGCAUCGGCGGCUGCAGUGUCCAUCGUUCAACAAAGUCCUCGACUGAGCAGAGAGAACAAGUUGCGCAUAUUGGGCUGCAAGCAGUCAUGUCUUCUACUUCCGCCGCAACCCGUACAACAACAAAAUGAAACUGAUUCAUUAUCGCCGCUUCAAAAUAGCGCCGUGCCUUAAGCACUUUUUUUUUGCUUGUACGAUACUAACAAAAAUAUUUUAAACCAAGAGGUUAGUUGUUUGAAAUAAUUCCUAAUGUUCUAUAAUUUCUUAACUUUCUCUUGCAGAACAAUUCAAUUUUAUUACCAUCGAUGAGAUAAAACAAGGGAAGGAGGUGUAAAAAUGUAAUUCAAUUUAUUGAGUUAUUCCGAAACUGGUAUAUUCAAGACCGUUUAACACGUGUAGUACCAUCGAAAAUAAUAAUAAUUCCUCGUUAGAAAAUAUUAAAAAUUCCAUUGCGGUGCUUCGGUACGCGCAUUCCAUGUUGUUCAAUAGUACAAUUGUUUUAUAUCUACUUGCGUAAAUGAGUUUUGCCCUUGAUUUUCAGAUAGGAAUUUUGUUUCCUCAGAAUUUCCUUUAGAAUCUUGUAGAAUCGUAUGUCACCCAACUGAGAAACGCAUGUAUGAUAAUAAUUAAUAUUAAACAAUUUUAGGUACAAUACAACAAAUUUUUAAAAAGAAACCUUCAAUAAUCCAAAAUUUGGUAAACGUUGUAUUAAACUGCAAAUGAUUAUUUUCCUAUUGCUGAAUACCUAUAUUCAAAUCGUCCUAAAUGUUUAAGAUUGUUCAUUGUAUUUUUUCUAGUGUUUGGUCAUAAUUCAAUAUUGUAUGUUGGAAGAAAAAUGAUUUUUUUACUAUAUCAUUUAACAGGCAAAACUAAAAAAUUAAGCAUGAGCAGUCACUAACAAAUAUUAUAAUUCUUGUUUCAAAAAAAUUUGAUUGAAUUACAAAAUUUCUAGUUUUGUAUACAAUUUUUUGUU
This is a messenger RNA of Daktulosphaira vitifoliae (grape phylloxera), 2711 nucleotides long. RefSeq lists its product as uncharacterized. NCBI's taxonomy places the organism in Eukaryota, Metazoa, Arthropoda, Insecta, Hemiptera, Phylloxeridae. Bases 110 to 1912 code for a protein of 600 amino acids. The record is from RefSeq and is a predicted model, not a curated record. The transcript has 4 exons.